Molecule: messenger RNA, 711 nt
Organism: Iphiclides podalirius (scarce swallowtail)
Lineage: Eukaryota; Metazoa; Arthropoda; Insecta; Lepidoptera; Papilionidae
Source: the annotation of a GenBank genome assembly
AUGUUUAACCCAGUGGCUAAGCAACUGGCUUCGGUGCCGAAGGUCAAAACAAAAAAAAACAGUAUGCCGAUCGAUCUUUACUACGUGCCCGGCUCAGCCCCGUGCCGUGCGGUGCUCCUGACAGCGCGUGCUCUGAAUCUCAACCUGAACCUGAAGCUAGUGGACCUCCACCAUGGGGAACACCUCAAGCCAGAAUACCUCAAGCUGAACCCCCAGCACACGGUGCCCACCCUGGUGGACGACGGUCUGGCGCUGUGCGAGUCGCGCGCCAUCAUCGCCUACCUGGUGAACAAGUACGGCAGGGCCAGCGGCCUGUACCCGGACGAGCCGCGCGCCAGGGCCUUAAUUGACCAGCGCCUGUACUUCGACAUCGGCACCCUCUACCAGCGGUUCGCCGACUACUUCUACCCGCAAGUGUUCGCCGGCGUGCCAGCGGACAAGGACAAGCGCGCGAAGGUCGAGGACGCGCUGGUGAUCCUGAACACGUUCCUCGAGGGGCAGAAGUACGUGGCGGGCGCGGGGCUCACCAUCGCCGACCUCAGCCUCGUAGCGAGCGUCUCCAGCUUCGAGGCGUCCGACAUCGACUUCAAGAAGUUCCCCAACGUCAAGAGAUGGUACGAGACCGUGAAGAGCACGGCGCCUGGCUACCAGGAGGCCAACGAGAAGGGCCUGGACGCAUUCAAGGCGCUCGUCAUCAGCAGCAUGAAGAAG